Molecule: messenger RNA, 1437 nt
Organism: Ascochyta rabiei
Lineage: Eukaryota; Fungi; Ascomycota; Dothideomycetes; Pleosporales; Didymellaceae
Exons: 4
Coding region: 1-1437 (478 amino acids)
Biological process (GO): adenylate cyclase-activating G protein-coupled receptor signaling pathway; cell surface receptor signaling pathway
Cellular component (GO): plasma membrane
Molecular function (GO): G protein-coupled receptor activity
Source: RefSeq, a predicted model, not a curated record
AUGACGCCCCUCUCCGCUCCACAACUGCACUUGAUCUCCACCAUCACACGCCUCGCCUCCGUCCUCUCGAUACUAGGUUCCUUGUUCAUAAUCCUGACCUUCGCAUCAACGCCCACCUUCCGCAAACCCGUCACGCGCCUCAUCUUCUACGCAACCUGGGGCAACCUCAUCACCAACGGCGCAACACUGCUCUCCACAUCCGCAAUCCCACACGGUGAUGGGACAGCGGCGAGCGGACUGUGCACAGCCCAGGCAGCGCUGAUGCAGUGGUUCAUGCUCGCGGAUCCUUGUUGGGUCUUCUGCAUGGCGCUGAAUGUGUGGAUGGUCUUCAGCCGCGGCUGCGACGGGCGAGACCUUCGCCGGCUGGAGAAGUGGUAUGCGGGUUUCGCAUACGGGGUUCCUGGGAUUGCAGCGGUGGGAUACUUGGUCCAUGACGCUGUGAGCGAGCGGCGGAUACUGGGGCCCGCGAUUGUAGGUUACACCUGCGUCCUUGCUCUCUGGUGCUGGGUGAGUGGCGAGUUUGAGUGGAUGCGCAUCGUCUUCUACUACGCGCCGGUGUGGGUGCUGGCGGGGGCGACGAUGAGUAUUUACGUCUGUGUAGGCGUGAAUAUGUACAGACAGCAGGUUGAACUGAAAGCGUUCAUGGAAAGGUCGCGGCAUGGUGCUGCGAAUGGGGAUCCCUUCUCCCCCUCCACGGACGGCAUUGUGGUCACGACCGAGAUCGAGCACGAGUCCAAUCUCAAGUCGCGGUCUGCGACACCAGGAACAGAGAUGAGGUCGCUGACUCCCUCCUCGAGCUCCGGAAAACAGACAGUCACUGACGCACCGAGCAACGCUCGAUCGUCGACACCAAGCUCGCCCGCCAAGUCGGCAUCAGCAGGCCGUUACAACCUCCUCGUCCCACUGAACCCCAACAGUCCGCUCCGCCACGCAAGCCCACUCCUGAUCAGCUACCGCGCAACCGCGUACGCCGCGCCCCUGGCAUCCGGCGACUUCGCCACGCUCCCGUCACCACGCGUGCCGAUAUUCCGCCCAUUCGAGCACGCCUUGUACCAGCAGCAGCGCAAAGAAAACGCAGCGGCGCACCGCUAUUUCCUCGUCGCGGUGCUGCUGUUCGCGGCGCUGCUCGUCGUCUGGGUGCCGUCGAGCAUCAACAGACUGUACCAGAUGGCGCACGCGCAGCAGCCCAGCUUCGGGCUCAACUUGGUUGCCGCGCUGGUGCUGCCGCUGCAGGGGCUGGGGAAUGCGGUCGUGUAUGCGUCGACGACUUGGGUCGAGUGUAAGCGAGCGUAUGCGUCGCUUGGGGCGUGGUUCUCGGGUGGGGCACGGAGGAGGGAGGGAGAGGGAAGUGUGGGGCGUGAUGAGGCGGUUGUGUACAACGGCUGUGUGGAGAUGAAGGGGUCUUUCAAGGACCGGUCGUUUCUGCAGACUGUGUGA